UUAACUGGUAGUGGGGAGGUUAAAAUGCGCAUGCGCGAAAACAGUCGAUCCCUCGUGUAGUGUCGAUAAAGAGAAGCAAUGGCGGACACAGGCGUGGCUGAGGGAGGGAAGCUUCCCCGCGUACCAGAAACACUCUUGAAAAAGAGAAAAAGAUUACAAGAGAUAAAAGAGGCAGCAGCUAAAAGAGGAAGGGAAAGAAGCAAAGCUCGCAGGCUACAGCGUAAAGAUAUUUUCAAAAGAGCCGAGAAAUACGUUCUUGAGUAUCGCCAGAGAGAAAAGGAAGCCAUCAGACUAAAGAGAGAAGCCAAGACAGCUAAAAAUUAUUACAUUCCGCCAGAGCACAAGCUUGCUAUUGUUGUUAGAAUAAAAGGUAUCAAUGGUUUAAGUCCGAGAGUCCGAAAGAUCCUUCAGAUCAUGAGAUUACGUCAGAUCAACAAUGCCGUUUUCAUCAGGUUAAACAAAGCGUCGCUGAACAUGCUCCGAUUGGUUGAACCCUAUGUUGCCUGGGGAUACCCUAGUCUUAGAACUAUCCGAUAUUUGGUUUACAAGCGUGGAUACGGGAAACUCUCACAAAGGAGGCGGGUCCCACUGCUUAGCAACGCUAUAAUCCAGAAGGCACUCUUAAAGGAUAACAUUAUUUGCAUGGAAGACAUUGUCCAUGAGAUAUUCACUGUUGGUCCGAAAUUCAAGGAAGUCAAUAAUUUCCUGUGGCCGUUUAAACUGACGAAUCCCAAGGGUGGUUGGAGAAAGAAGACAACUCACUUUAUUGAGGGAGGUGAUCACGGCAAUAGAGAAGAACUGAUCAAUAAGUUGGUCCAGAAGAUGAUCUAGUUCAAGAUUGACUGGUGUCCAUCAUGAUAUUAAUUGUGCCAUUUAUUAUUAUUAUUAAUGAUUUUGGAAAUCUCUUAAAAUUAAAAAAACUGCCAAUACACUGAGAUUGCAUGAUA
Molecule: messenger RNA, 947 nt
Organism: Amphimedon queenslandica
Lineage: Eukaryota; Metazoa; Porifera; Demospongiae; Haplosclerida; Niphatidae
Product: 60S ribosomal protein L7-like
Exons: 6
Coding region: 79-831 (250 amino acids)
Biological process (GO): maturation of LSU-rRNA from tricistronic rRNA transcript (SSU-rRNA, 5.8S rRNA, LSU-rRNA)
Cellular component (GO): cytosolic large ribosomal subunit
Molecular function (GO): structural constituent of ribosome; RNA binding
Source: RefSeq, a predicted model, not a curated record